AAAAAAGAAGGUUGUACAUAAAACAGCAACUACAGAUGACAAAAGAUUACAAACUUCUUUGAAAAAGCUUGCAGUUAACACAAUCCCUGGUAUUGAAGAGGUAAUUGCUUUUGACCAGCCUGGGUAAGUUGAGGGUGCACAGCAGAUUUUGCAGGACACAAGAAUAAUAUGUUUGUUGGUGAAGCCAGUGGGAGUGGAGAUGAGACAUAUACAAUUAUUUUCCAAUUAAUCAGCUAUCUCUUGAAAGGAGAUGAGGAUGCAAUGAAGAAAAAUGUCAGGAAGACAAUACAAAAUGAGAAAUAUCUAUGGAAUCUACUAUACAGAAAUAAAUUCAGCACAGAACACUUAUAGUUUUUUGGACCCUAUUCUACAUUUGUAAAUAUGUAUACAAUAUUUACUUUUUUUUACAAAGCAUAGUACUUAAAAGAAAAUUCGAUUGUUACUUUUUAGUUUAUAGCAUUGUUGAAAUUUUGAUAUUAUUUAGGUUAACAUGAUAAAAGAUGAUGGCAAUGUGAUCCACUUCUUAAAUCCUAAAG
Molecule: messenger RNA, 536 nt
Organism: Paramuricea clavata
Lineage: Eukaryota; Metazoa; Cnidaria; Anthozoa; Malacalcyonacea; Plexauridae
Source: the annotation of a GenBank genome assembly